AUGGCAACGACGCGCCGCUCAUCUACCACAACCAUAUCAUAUUCCCGGUGCCAUCGCCGGCUCUCACCGUCGCCACUACGACGAUUUGAAACUCACAAUCUUACCAGCACUACUCGCUCCUUCACCACAUCCUCCUACCUCUUGUCCUCUACCUCAGCCGCCGGUCCAGAGAUCCCGGACAUAACCAACCACUAUACGAUCUUCCGGAACACGCUCCCCGCCGGCCCGCCACCGCACUCGCCGUUCUCGAUCUCCCCCGCGGACUUGCGCCGCGAAUUCCUCCAAUGGCAGGCCCGCAUCCACCCGGACAAAUACCCCUCAGGUCCGCAGAAGCAGCAGGCCGAGGCUCUGUCCGCGCGGAUCAACGAGGCCUACCGCACACUGCUGGACCCCCUGCAGCGCGCGCAGUACCUCCUCCGCGAGAUGCACGGGAUCGACGUCACGGCGGAGGAUGGGGCGACGAAGCAUGCGCUGGACCCGCAGACGCUCAUGGAGGUGAUGGAGGUACAGGAGACGAUUGAAGAGGUCGGGGCGGACGCAGGGGCGGAGGAGACGAUCCGCGAGUUGCAGCGGGAGAAUGAGCAGCGGGUCCAAGAGUGCGUGCGGGCCUUGGAGGAGGCCUUUGACGGUGGGGAUAUAGAGACGGCGCGGACCGAGUGUGUCAAGUUGCGGUUCUGGUAUAGUGUUGGGGAAGGGCUGAGGGAGUGGGAGCCCGGGACGAGAGAGAUUCGGUUGGUACAUUGA
Messenger RNA from Aspergillus uvarum CBS 121591, 744 nucleotides. Its product is annotated as J-type chaperone JAC1. Gene Ontology annotation, molecular function: ATPase activator activity; protein-folding chaperone binding. The coding region runs from base 1 to 744 and encodes 247 amino acids. Gene Ontology annotation, cellular component: mitochondrion. Gene Ontology annotation, biological process: [2Fe-2S] cluster assembly; protein complex oligomerization. The transcript is spliced from 2 exons. NCBI's taxonomy places the organism in Eukaryota, Fungi, Ascomycota, Eurotiomycetes, Eurotiales, Aspergillaceae. The record is from RefSeq and is a predicted model, not a curated record.